This is a messenger RNA of Dendroctonus ponderosae (mountain pine beetle), 2534 nucleotides long. It is a transcript of the gene Cog7, whose product is annotated as conserved oligomeric Golgi complex subunit 7. Gene Ontology annotation, cellular component: COG complex. The record is from RefSeq and is a predicted model, not a curated record. The transcript has 9 exons. Lineage: Eukaryota; Metazoa; Arthropoda; Insecta; Coleoptera; Curculionidae. Gene Ontology annotation, biological process: intracellular protein transport; Golgi organization; retrograde vesicle-mediated transport, Golgi to endoplasmic reticulum. Bases 253 to 2448 code for a protein of 731 amino acids.
UCAAAUUACAAUGCAAUAUUGAAUCAUUUAUGGUAGAUUUCAAUAUAAUUUAUCUUUCAAAUGACAUCUUUGAUCUUCCUCCAACGCCCCGCUGGUCAUCUGUCAUGUAAUGAAGAAGAAAUGAGGUUAACGGUGUAUUGUGUAUAUCUUUUUGAUUAAUAAAUAGUAUUCAAAAUCUACUUUGUGGCUUGUGAAGACAGCCGCUCUAUUGAGCCCACUGAAUAAUAUCUCUAGAAUACCCAAGACGAAAAAAUGGACAUCAGCUCAUUUUCCAGCGAUAGUUUCGACAUUAAGCAAUGGGUGAACAACACGUUAAAAUCGGGAGAAAACCAGGAUAAGAAAGACUUUCAGAGUAAUUACACUAUGAGCCUUGUGAUGAAGCUGCAGCUAUACGUUCAGCAAGUCAACAAUUCCCUAGAAAACAGUAGUCAGCAAGUUUUAGCCUCUUUACCGAAAAUAAUGCACGAUGCUAAAAUAUUGCAACAAGAAGCCUUGGUAUUGAAGGAAAAGAUGGGACAGGUCAAAGAGGAAAUUGUGCAAAUUGAACAAGACACUCGAAAGAGUAUUAAUACUAUCGAAAAGUUGGAUGAAAUGAAGAAUCAGCUUACAAUUGCCAAACAGGGUUUACAUGAAAGUGACAAUUGGACUGUAUUGGUGAACGAUCUAGAAGAAAUAUUUGACUCGAAAAAUAUAGAAGCGAUAUCAAGCAAAAUAUUAGGAAUGCAAAGUUCGUUGAAGUUGCUUGUAAAUGUAGCUGAUUUCGAAGACAGAAAACUACAACUGGAAGGUUUAAAAAAUCGGUUAGAGGCCAUUGCUAGUCCAGUGAUUGUUCAGGCUUUUACCACCUCCGAUGCAGAAGCCUCAGUUAAGUUUGUUCACAUCUUUUCAUCUAUUGGGCGAAUCACCCAGCUGGUAAAGUACUAUCACAAUUGCCAGAAAGAUGCGCUAGUAAAAAAGUGGCGCACUCAACUCGAACUAGAACAAGAUGAAUCAGUAGUUCAAUGGAUUCACAACUAUCAUGGGAUAUUAUUGUCCAAUUGGCACACACAAUGCAAAUGGUUUAACCAGGUGUUUAUUGGCGAGUCUGCUGUUGACUCACUGAUUAAUAUUUACGUAGACGUGCUGAAUUCUUUGGAUCCAUCCUUUAAUCAGUGCAUUGAUGCGGCACUCAAACAGGUGCAGGAUAAAUUAACAUUCCUGCAUGAUGUUAAGCAAGUUUCAAAACAAUUUGCCGAGAACUUGUGGAAUGUUAUUGAGCAAAGCUCUUCAGGAAAAACUGAUGCAUCAAAAGUGGAAGCCCUCACAAAAACGAUUUACCGUCACCUAAUGGUUUACGUUUGUAAAUAUGCAGCCUAUGAACAGGCCAGUUUGGUGAAACAUUUAAACACUCUACAUUGCAUGAAAGAUGAGCUGCCAGACACAAUACAAGCCUUAGGGUUGAGUGCAAAUCAAGUAAUGGAUCACGCUUUAGAAGCACGAAAAAGAUGUCAACAGUUUACAGAAAACUGUGGGUUUUGUGGCUUGUUGAUUGCCCUGCGGGCAUACUUUUCAACUUAUGCAGGAUAUUUCAGAGUUGCUUUAAGGCAAAUUGAUCGAUCAAAGAGACUGAAGGAAAACUGGAACACUUUCCAACUAAGCUUUUCACUGUUGCAACACUCUGGGGAUGUGUUGCUGAAAGUGCAGCAUUUGGAAAAGGAACUAACUAUGAGCAUUCUAGAGCUCAACAAGCCCAAUACCUCGAUAAAGUUUAAACAUUUUUUACUGGAUGCAGAGAACUUAAAAGAGUACGAGUCUUUGAUAAAGUGUGUUACUGAAGGCACACAGUUAUCACUUUUGGAUUAUGUGACCAAAGAGUUCAAUAAACUGUGCACUGAUGUGCAUCACACUACGUACCAAGUUGUUUUUGGGCCAGUGUCUGCUCACUUGGAAAUCGUUUCGGCGUCAGAAACAUGGGCACAGUUUGAUGGGUCUAGUUUACAUAACUCUGAUUUGCCAGAUUAUAGUUUUUCACCCCAAGAGUACAUCACACAGAUUGGUCAGUACUUGCUGGAGCUUCCCCAGCAUUUAGAGCCAUUUUUGUUUAAAGAAAACCCGGCAUUGACGUGCGCUUUAAAAGCUAUUGAUCAAGAAUACGCUGAUGCCCCGGACAGAGAAGGAGCUUUAGCCCAAAUUUUUCUGCAAAAGGUUGCAAGAGGAAUAUGCAAUAGUUUUGCUGAAAAAGUCUUGUCAAUAUCGACACUUAGCCAGCCAGCUAGUCGGCAAUUGUCUCACGAUAUAAAUUAUCUUAACAACGUAUUACAAGACCUGGGAAUUACCAUGUCAGAAAAUCUACAACAGCUCUUAGCUUUAUUGAAAAUUCCACCAGAUCAGUAUCAAGUGCAAAGUAUUGGAUAUUCAGCCAAGUACGUGGCAGGGAUCAGGCAAAUAAGGCACUUGAUGUCGAACUAGUGUGUGCAAAAAUAGGAUUAAAAUUGUACAUAAGAAAUUACAUCUAAUUGUUGGAACUGAAUGAAGUAGUCUGAUAUUGGAAUUUA